AUGGCUGCACCCACCCCACUGCCCCCCAGCCUGCGCCGGGGCUUGGUGGCCUUCAGUGGCUCCCUCUUCAUCAACAACAAGACGUGGGAUAGUGGCACCGCCCACACCUACCAGCCAGCUCACGAGGUGUUGUCCAGCCUGCCCCUCCAGGUGAUGCUCUACUUCAACGUCUACUACUUCCCAGUCUGGUGCCUGGCUGAGGGGAUUAUUCUGCACCUGAAGUACCACCUGCUGCCUUGGCACUACCAGUUCCUGCUGGUCACAGCCUUCCUAAUCCUCUCACUGGCUGAGGGCUCCCGCCUCUACCUGGGCUACCUGGGGAACCUCCAGGAGAAGGUGCCCGAGCUGGCUGGGUUCCUGCUCCUCUCCUUCCUGAUCCAGCUGCCCCUCCUGCUCUUCCUGCUGACAGACAGCCAGGUCAUCCACUUGCCGCUGGAGGUGCCCAUGCACAGCUUGUUCCUGGUCUUCCUCCUCCUUGAGAUGGUGGCUGCCUUCCUGGCGCUGAGGAUCAUGACCAAGCAGCUGGCGGCACAGUUUUACCUGCGGCAGUUCCUGGAGGGUGGGGGGGAGCGGCUGGAGCUGGGGGGCACAAGGGGACAGGCAGCGGAGAUGGCGUGGGGGCUUCUGAGAAUCCAGGUGGCCCACAUGAAGCCAUCCUAG
This is a messenger RNA of Poecile atricapillus (Black-capped chickadee), 660 nucleotides long. RefSeq names its product transmembrane protein 17B-like. Gene Ontology annotation, cellular component: ciliary transition zone. The coding region runs from base 1 to 660 and encodes 219 amino acids. Gene Ontology annotation, biological process: non-motile cilium assembly. The record is from RefSeq and is a predicted model, not a curated record. The transcript is spliced from 5 exons. NCBI's taxonomy places the organism in Eukaryota, Metazoa, Chordata, Aves, Passeriformes, Paridae.